Messenger RNA from Mesoplodon densirostris (Blainville's beaked whale), 3756 nucleotides. RefSeq names its product small integral membrane protein 14 (gene SMIM14). The record is from RefSeq and is a predicted model, not a curated record. NCBI's taxonomy places the organism in Eukaryota, Metazoa, Chordata, Mammalia, Artiodactyla, Ziphiidae. Gene Ontology annotation, cellular component: endoplasmic reticulum. The coding region runs from base 325 to 624 and encodes 99 amino acids. The transcript is spliced from 6 exons.
CGGGAUGCUGCAAUCUGUUGCGCCGCCGCCCGCGGAAGCAGGCAGAUCCGGGUCUUGUGGCUAAGAGUGACGUGGUCAGUCGAAUCAAAACAGAGGAGGGGAGGAAGCAGCGGCCAGGAGCGGCGGCGGCAGCGACGACCGGAGCAGCUGCAGUGUUCCGGAAGCUUCAGGCGGUCUUUCUGCCGAGGCUUGGUCCCGGCCCCCAUCUUUCCCGCCCUAUCGGUUGUUGUCUGGGCGGUUCUGGAUUCUGGGAGGCCCGUGAUCAGGGUGCCGGCAGAUUCGGUGUCUGAUUUAAACAGUCAAGUUAAAUCAAGCUGGGUAAUCAUGGCAGAAGGUGGAUUCGAUCCCUGUGAAUGUGUUUGCUCUCAUGAACAUGCGAUGAGAAGGCUGAUCAAUCUGUUGAGGCAGUCCCAGUCCUACUGCACAGACACAGAAUGUCUUCAGGAAUUACCAGGACCCCCUAGUGAUAAUGGCAUCAGUAUUACCAUGAUCUUGAUGGCCUGGAUGGUUAUUGCAGUGAUCUUGUUUCUACUGAGACCUCCUAAUCUAAGAGGAUCCAACCUAACUGGAAAACCAACCAGUCCUCAUAAUGGACAGGAUCCACCAGCCCCUCCUGUGGACUAACUUUGUGGAUAUGGGAAGUAAAAAUAGUUAACACCUUGCACGACCAAAUGAACGAAGAUGACCAGAGUACUCUUAACCCCAUUAGAACUGUUUUUUCUUUUGCAUCUGCAGUAUGGGAUGGUAUUGUUUUCAUGAGCUUCUAGAAAUUUCACUUGCAAGCUUAUUUUUACUGCCUAUAUUAUCACCUUUCCUAUAUUUGAGUAAAUGAUACAUUAAAAAGUUACAUGGGGCUUUUUUGGUUUUCCUAAACUUAAACAUUCCAUUCAUUCUGUUUGUAACUGUGAUCAUACUUUUUGUGAUAAUUUCUGGGCUGAUUGAAGGAAAUUUGAGAUCUCUACAUUUAAAUAUUUUAAAAUAGUUUUGAUGGGUUUAAAGAUUUUUUUUAAUAAGGUAUUUAUAAAGUUAUUUGGGGUUAUCUGAGAUUGUAUGAAAGAAAAUUAGAACCACAUUGUAUUUACACUUAACCUUGGUAGUUUAUUUGUGGAUGGCAGUUUUCUCUAGUUCUUGGGACUGUGACAGCCUUUGGAAUAUUUUACAACUUACAGCUGAAAUCUGUAUCAUCCUCUACAACUGGCUUAUGUGCAAAGGAAAGGAGGAAAGAAGAAAUGAAGUAAUUGUUUGCUAAGUUUUUAUUCCCAUAAAAAUGUCUAAUUAAAGAAAACUUAAACAUGAUUUAAAUAUGGUAGAUGAUUUACAGUCCAUUAUAUGAAAUUUGUAAGCCACUGUACACUAGCCUUACACAGUUCAUGAAAGGAGGAAAAAAUUUAAUUCUUUCUGCAUUUGCCAGGUAUAAUCUAUACAGUAAUAAUUUAAGCUAUAAUUUAUUUUUGAAGUGGGUGCCUCUCAGGAAGCUGCUUUUCUGUUGUAAAACUUCCCUGUUAAAUGAAACUAUCUUAAAGCUGUAUUGGGGGCCUGUUUGGUUACUGAUAUUUGAAUGCUGUUUACUUAUUUACUCUGUUGUUUUCUUUGAAGAAAAAAUUUUGAGUCUUGUUAUCUUUCUGACUUUAAACAAUAUUUAAUGAAUUCUUGAUUUACUCCAAGGGAAAAGGAGGAAAAUGAGAAACAAUCAAGGAUCUUUUUUUUUCUCAACCUCUUUCUCAUUCUUGUUCGGUAAUAGGAUGGAUUGGGGUGGGGAGGAGCAUUAAUUUAAGUAAAAAUUUGAAAUGUGAAAAAGUGUAAAAGGUUGCAUUUUUUUUUUCAGUUUGAUAGAAAAUGAAUACAAAUGGCAUAAAAAAAUUCUGCAUGACCUGUGUGGUUAUGGAAUUUUUUCCUAGCAAGUGAUUGCAGAUGAUAUAUGGGGGCUAGAAGAUAUUUUGCUAUCAAUGUAAGGAUUUUCCCCCACUAGAUCAGUUUAGCUUUUCACUGUAUAGAUCUGAGAAAUUACUUGUAUGAAUUGAAUAAACUUCUCUAUAUCAUUGUACUGUUUAAUAGAGUCUCUGAUACAAUUAUGUGAUGCUCAUAGGGUAUUUUUUCCCCUUUAUUAUGAUUAUAUUCUAGGCUAUAAACACUGUAAGGGCUUCAUUUCAUUAUAUAAUCCAUUAUUGACUGCUUGCAUUCCUCCUGUGCAUCUUGGCUUUGUCCUCAACUUCUUGACAUAAUAUAACCUACUCUUAAUUACUUGUGUUAAUUGAGGGGUAUUGUAACACAGGUAGGUCAAAUCCUGGAUAAAUGAACACCAUAGAUUUAAGGGUUUUUCUCUCAAUAUGGCCUAUUGGAAGCCUUCCCAGCUCUAUAGCUCUUAAAGCAUUUAAAGCAGAGAGGCAGGAAUGGCUUAAGAUGGAGCUAAAUCCCUAUAAGCAUUCCUUUUUCUGUCCUUGCCCCUGAACUUUGAAGGCUAGCACAUAUCUCCUAACAAUCUGCUCUCUAAGCUGCUAGAAGGCUAGUCUCUGGAUAAGAUACUGAUGUGUUCACUGAAUCUGUGGCUCACAAAUAAUUAAGAAUUGACUUUGGUUGAAGAAGUGGAUAUGACAUGGAAACAGAAUGUCAAGCGUUAGCUAGAGACCUGGAAAUCUGGGUUCUUGUUCCUAGUUCUUCAUUUCUGUCACAUAUACUUAAUUGACAUUACAUUAGAAUAUUAACCUUUUCCUAUAUGGGCCACCUAUUUAAUUAGUAACAAAAGUUUUUAGUGAAGUAUUAAGUCUUGGUUUUUUUGCUUGUAAAAUUUCUCUGCACUCCUGACAAAGACAGUGUGCAAUAGCACAUAAAGUAUUUCUGUUAACCUAACUAGUAAUUCAUAUUAUUUUCUUUAAUUCCUAAAGCUUCUACAUGUGGCCUUUUUAUUGAGCACACUCUUACUCAUUACUUGGCUUGUAAACAUUCACCUGAACUGUGGCUACUGUCAUUUUUAAGUAAUCUGAAAAAAAGAAAGAUAAAGCUUCACAUUUUAAUCACUUUUGGCUGUUAAACAUUCCACAAAUGCCAUUAAGAGUUUAUUUUGUUUUAGAGUUAUUUAAUGUUCUUUUAUGCAAAAUAAUGUUUUUUUGCUUUCCACGUGGAAAAAGUUAACAUUGGAACUGUGUUUAGUAAAAGAUUUUAUCAUGUAUUUAUCCAAGCACUAUCCCAUGGUCAGCAAGUCAUAUUUUAAACUACUUGGAGAAAGUUUCAGAAGUAACUAUUAAAUACAGCUCUUCCAUGGUUACUUUUAGUGUCUUUGUCGUAUGCGAUAUUACAGUGUUUAUAGAAUUAUCUAUAUCUUACAUCUUCAAAGGAACCUCAGAAAUCUGUCACCCUGAAUCAAAGUCUGUCACUCUAAAUGAAUAUGUGCUAAAAUUUGACCAGCUCAGCUUAAGACACAGAACAGCAACUUGAAGGAGAAAUGGAGAGAAUUUAAGUUAAUGGGUUAAAUUUUUGUUGUUGCAAUAGUAGGUUUAGUCUUAACAUUAUAAUAUUUCUAAAUGAAAAGUCAUAUGUAUUUGUUACCAUGUCUGAUGAUUACUUUGUUAAAAGCAAAGGUGGUCAUAUGAUGUACCAAAUGUUAAUUGCCGUUUUUAAAUGUUUAAAUCAUGCCAAACAAAUCAUGUCUGUGCCAUCCAGGGUUUAUUGUAAUCUUUUACUGAGUACUUGGAUUGGGAUAAAGGGCUUGUACUAUGCACUUUUUAUUAAUGAAUAAAUAGAAAACAUUAGUAACACUCA